AUGUGCCUGUGCGUCAUGCUUGCCUUUCUGCACCUGGUAGAAGCUCUUGAAUUCCUGAGUACACUCCCACAUGCUGAAGCCGCUAAUUGGAAUUCACUUCCCGAUUCAUGCGCCAAGGUUAGACCAUCGCCUCCUCAUCGUCGAGAGGCGGAUGUGAAAGUCAUUCCAGAAACCAAGCUGGCGUCGAUUAUGGAAAGCCACGGCGACGUUGAGCGCAGAACAUGUAAGGAUCUGAUCGCAGACGCUCUCAGACAGAGGAAAUGGGAUCCCUUGAUCAGAUAUGCGUAUGUGAAGCUAUCACUCGCAGAACCCAGUGGGGAAGCCCUUCAUUACUAUUACAAUAAUCCAAAGCUCUGGCACUGGGAAAUCACGGAGGUUGGUUCACGAAUAUUUACCCUCCCUAUAUGUCUGCGUCCCCCCGGUAGUUUGGGUUACCCGUUAGCGGACGGGCCCGUGUGCAACUAUUUUGAUGAGCUCAAGAUUCAUAAUUACCUGAGUAUCAGCGCAGUUUCGGGUAUCGCUGGUUUCCUUGCAGCUGUACAUGAGACCAUGUUAGCCUUGCUCGAAAGUAUUCUUGGUGAUGGGAAUUGCACGAGGGAAGAGGUCCUUGGCCGUUGGCACCAGGGAAUGGAGGGGAAGGGCAUAAGAAAUUUCCGGGUGAAGUUCUUUGAAAGAGUGAUAGAACGAGCCAAAGAACUACAGAAAAAGUGGUAUGUGUUUAUGGGGACAAAAUUAACGUCUCUUGCACCUCGUCCUCAAGGCAUGAUUUCCACAAGAAUCAGAGAGGAACGACAAAGACUAGAGCCCCCCUACUUUGCUCUUGGUUUCGAUCAGUACGCGAGUGAGCAGGCCGAAAUUCCACUCCCACCAAGAUGGGUCAUUUCAAAACACUGGAGCAUAUCAGCCGAUAUACGUCCCUUCCCCCCAAAUUACAAGGACAACUACUCACUCGACUCUGCUAGGUGGCGCGCAAUGCUGCCCAGGUCAGGCGAUGAACAGAUCAACGUUGCAGCUUACAAGCUCACCACUGCUGAUGUUGGACUCGGAGGGUUCGAUGCUGUGAACAAGGACCAUGUAUUUGCUGUGCUUUCGCAGCGGCUUUGUCUCGAUAUUGUUCUGGUGGGUGCUGAGGCCGCCAAGUUAGCCGAGCGGAGCAUCUCCCAUCAUAUGAGACUUCUCACGGGCGUCUCGGAUGCCAACACAAUUCUUUACACACUUGCCAUCAGAACCGAUUUAGCUUUGGGCGCUGCACGGUUAUUGUACCAUCCCUAUGCGCCCAAGGGACGGUUAUGUUAA
Cantharellus anzutake is the source of this 1296-nucleotide messenger RNA. RefSeq lists its product as uncharacterized. The coding region runs from base 1 to 1296 and encodes 431 amino acids. The transcript has 10 exons. The record is from RefSeq and is a predicted model, not a curated record. NCBI's taxonomy places the organism in Eukaryota, Fungi, Basidiomycota, Agaricomycetes, Cantharellales, Hydnaceae.